Phytophthora nicotianae INRA-310 is the source of this 3039-nucleotide messenger RNA. RefSeq lists its product as hypothetical. Bases 69 to 2027 code for a protein of 652 amino acids. Gene Ontology annotation, molecular function: mRNA binding; RNA 7-methylguanosine cap binding. The record is from RefSeq and is a predicted model, not a curated record. The transcript has a single exon. Gene Ontology annotation, cellular component: nucleus; cytosol. Lineage: Eukaryota; Oomycota; Peronosporomycetes; Peronosporales; Peronosporaceae.
CGAGUGUGGGCCACGCUACUAUGGGUUAAAUAGCUGCUGAGCCUUCACACUGGAAAACCGCCUUGAGCAUGGAGCCCGCCGCGUCACCACCUUCAGAGCUGCAGCUCGGUGCGCUGUACGGGCGUUACCGCCACUGGCGGUCCCCCUCGCCGCCACCAUUUGAUCAAUCGAUGGAAGACGCUUCUAACGAACCUCCUGCUUCCUCUCUCUGCGCUCUAGUCGUGCAGUUCGAGGCGACUGCACGAGAAGAUCUGCGCGUCGGCUUUGCCCCCUCGUCCGAGGCCUCUAACGACAGCUCUGAGGACGCUGAAAAAGACAAGAAAGCCCACAUCGAGUGGAAGUAUGAGGUAGCGGUUGGAACGAGUGGAAAUACGGAAUUGGUGUGGCGCAAAUCGGCUUCUGGACGCACCAAGGAGGUGGAUCUAGCCCGGGUCUUCACAGGCCGCACGUGUUCGACCCAGGAGUUUGUGGCGUAUUGGGUUGUGGCGGAUGUUAAGAGUGGCUCAUUCUCCUUCGGUGUGGGCGCUCAGGUGGGCCAGGACGUCCUCUCAACAGUGCAGGACCCGGACUUUGUCAAUGUAACGGAAACAGCCUUCACGUCGUGGGACUCUCCAGUGUCCAUUCGAGGCAUUCAGGUUCGCGGCGUCUACGAGGGCCAGACGGAGGCUCUUGCAGCUGCUAAUAUAGCAGCUUUCCCUCCGCCAAGGCCGAUGGUGCGGGCUGAUCCGUUAGGCAAAGAGGACCUAUUGACGCCUGAGCAGCGUCAACAAUAUGAGACCGAGUAUGCGGCUUCUAAGCGCCGUGCCGAGCGAUUCGGAGCGCCAUUUGCACCGCCCGACAUCAAGAAGUUCCUGGACCCUAGAGAAGUGAGGAAGCUCCAGCGUACAGGUGCCAUUAUGCCAGGCUUCUCGACAGGUAUCGACAUCACGAGUCAAGAGGAGCAGAGCAAGCGCGAACAGCGCAUGAAACGCUUUGAUACACCGCAGUUUGCAGUGGAGUACACAGCUGAGACUGCGAAGGCGUUGGAGCAAGGGAUGACGCAGGUAGAAUGGGCUGAGAAACAGCGCGACCAGGAGAAGUUACGCGCUCGGGCGCAGAAGUUCGGGCUCUCAGCUGAAGAAGAUCGUUCCCAAGUGGUCCCCACGGGCAUUAAGCCAGCGUCCGCUAAGGUGCGUCGAGAGCGAUGCGACGUCAAGGCUCCAAUAGUUGAAGGACAGACUGUGGUAUUCCGCGACGACGCACUGCACAUGUACUCGUUGGACGAGAAGUUCCAGCAAGUCCGUACGAGUGAUGUGAUGGAUUACUUCGUGGGGUACGGCCCAGCAUACGUGGAAUGGUUCAACGACAGCUCGUGUACCGUUGUGUUCCAGGACAACUUUACUGCUGCGAGAGCGCUCGUUGCACUGAGUCAGGAGAUCCCACCGCAAACUUUGAAGCAGAAGAAGGAGAAGACUGGUGCGUCUGGAGAAGAUGUCGAUAUGGCUGAUGCAGAGGCGUCUGCGGAUGACUCGGCCAUGGCAAUGGAAGUAGAAGAGGAAGUUGAGGUCCCUGAUGUCGAGUUUAAUCGCUCGCAGUGGCAUCUGGGUAACCCCAUUGGCAGUCAGACGCAGCCUCGUGACAAGAAGUGGCGCGUGUUGCUGCGUAAGGCCACGGACGACGACUUUCCUCCUGAAAAACUCCCUAAGAAGGGCAUGUAUCACUCUCGGGGCAGUCAGCGCCAUGACGCACGAGGCAGUCGUCGUCGCAAUGAUCGAGAGUACGGAUCCUCGUCCCGACGACGUGGCGGCUCAAGAGCUCAUCCGUACGGCGAGUUUCGCGAAGACCGACAUGGAGAGGAACCGUCCCGCAGUCGUCGUCGUAACAAGAACGAUGAUCGCGAUACCGGUAAACCCUCUAAGCGUAUUCGUGUGAACCCUGACGGCUCCAUCAACAUUGUGCGGGAUGAACAAGCAGCUUUCAGUGAACCAGCGAGUGAGAGUAAGCCAGCCGAUGUCCCUAAGUCCGAACCAGCUCCGGCGGUAGAGUAAGCUGGUAUGGAUACAACUCGUCAGCCUGCUACAUGUAUCGAGCGGUAUUAAGAUCUCACCAACUGAUAGAAAGAGCCCGGAUCACAGCCAUAAGUUACCGCUAAAUUCGUUGUCAUCUCUAAAAAUCUGGUUGAAACUUGGCACUGAUUGCUUCUCGGCAGUAUGGACAUUCCCCAAAAACUGUAUGGAAGGAUUGACGCGAUGUGGGUAGCGCACGAAGCCAGUCAAAUAGGCAUUUGGCGUGGAAUGGUCGAUUGCACUUGGUGUUUUCACACAGACGGUCAGGGAUGCGUGAGCCUUGCUCUUCAACUGUUUUGCAUUGGUUCGUUCCAUCAGGUUCUUGCUUCGCUUCCUCAUUGUCUUCCUCGUCCACUAGGCGGUACGAAUAGCAGAUCCCGCAUUCAACCGCAAACUCUUCAACCUUCGCUGUCUUUGGAGACGGCAGGGUAACUUCUAGUACGGCUUCUAGGUUCUUGUGUAGUGGUCUGGAUUCAUCCCACUUGGUCGAUCCAUUGUUGCCCCAGCGUUCACGUAACAUUCCGACACUGGCCUGGUUGCCGAAGAAGUUCAAUUCAGUCAACAUCGCUGUUGGGUGUGUCGGGUCCACUUCAAAUUGCACCGACGCAUAUCGCUCAAGAGCCAAUCUUCUCCGCCCCGUAGCUCUCGAGGCAUGAUGCGGCUCCAGUACACAGGCCGAUGCAUCAAGUGCAUCCAGCACGUCCCAAAACUCCUGAAAUCGGUCCAAGAAGCUCUCAAACUGCUGUAAUAUGCCAUCCAACACAGACUGGUUGUCAUCGGGUGGCCAUUGCAGUUCAAAAGCUUCGGGAGCAUCUACCAAACACUCCGGCUUCGCUGUGAACCCUGCAGUCUCAUACUGCAAUGGCAGUAGCACUCGAAUCGCAUGGAUUCGUUCAGCCUUGUCCUUUGUCUCGAGCUCUAGCGAGCGCAAGUCGUCACUAAGUUGGCGAAGCCGAUUCCAGCCCACCACGUCCAGUUCCUCCAUCAAUCUGAC